UUAGACAUAUGUGUGCCCUGCACAUAGUUAUAGCCGAGAGUCCUCAAGAAGAAUAAUGAGAGGUCAGUCAGGGGCGGACUGACAACUCAUGGGGUCCCCCCGGGCAAUAGAGGAUCAUGGGGCCCCUGUGUCCUUGCCCAAACUCAAAAAAGCCUAUGAAAAAGGUACCAGGGGCAUCUCAUGGGGCCCCAUACUGACCCCGUGCCCUCUGGCAGUGCCCGAGUUUCCAAAUGGCCAGUCCGCCCCU
This is a messenger RNA of Staurois parvus, 247 nucleotides long. Lineage: Eukaryota; Metazoa; Chordata; Amphibia; Anura; Ranidae. The record is from the annotation of a GenBank genome assembly.